AUGGACGACGUUAGUCGGCUCGUUGCGCGAGACCAUGGAUCGACGGCAAAUGAAACCUAUGUUUACGAAUACUCGCGAGGGUUAGGCGGAGUCAACGUUUCUCGAGAUGUUUUGUUCACGCGUAUCAUCUUCUCGUCGGUGUUAAUAGUCGGUGUCAUUCUUUUCUGCGGUCGAAUCGCUCAAAUCAGCCAUUCCUAUCUUCGUCACGUCAGCUCCUUGUCAGCAACUGCGAGGCAACAAUCUUACUGGAGUAUCGAAGAGUCGCGGUUAUGGUCGAACAUGAAGAAAUAUGUCCUCUAUUCACCACUGGGCAGCAAGCGACACAACCGGGAGCUGCAGCUGUCGUCCGCCCUCAACGUGGGCACUCUGCCAACCCGAUUCCAGACCGUCCUCAUCGUCUUGUACUUCCUCAGCCAAGUCGCCUAUUGCACUAUUCUGGAUUACGCCGUGAAUGAGAAGGCAGCUCUGGUGGCUGAGCUUCGUGGACGAUCGGGAACGCUCGCGGUCCUGAACAUGGUUCCUCUGUUCAUCCUGGCUGGACGCAACAACCCAUUGAUCUCGGUUCUCCAUAUCAGCUUUGACACCUACAACCUUCUUCACCGUUGGUUGGGCCGAAUGGUUGCAAUUGAGAGUAUCGUCCACACUGCCGCCUGGGGCGUGAACGCGUCCGCCGAAACGACCAUCUCGGAUAUGGCCCAUCGUCUAGUUAACGAGCCUUUCUUCGCCUGGGGCUUGGUUGGCACCGUCGCAAUGGCCUUCCUGGCCGCACACUCGCCGUCUUCCAUCCGACACGCUUUCUACGAGACGUUCCUGCAUCUCCAUCAGCUUGCCGCGUUUCUGGCCUUCCUUGGUGUCUACGUGCAUAUCGACCUGGACAAGCUGCCACAGAAGCCCUGGAUGCUUGCGAUUGGCUCUCUUUGGCUGAUUGAGCGAUGCGCUCGGCUUGCACGACUGCUGUAUCUCAAUGUCUCCUGGAAGAAGGGUUCCACGAAACUCGUGGUCGAGGCUCUUCCCGGCGAGGCCUGCAAAGUGACGUUCUAUCUCCCCAAACGUGUGCACAUCAACCCUGGUGGCCAUGUGUAUGCAUACAUCCCCAGCGUCUCCAAGUGGAUGUCUCACCCAUUCUCGAUCGCCUGGGUUGAGCCCAACAGCUGCGUGACCUCGUCUGGACUCGUGGACCAGCCCUUCAAGUCUCCGUCCCGCGGUUCCAUGAGCCCCUCGCUCCUCGAGAAGCAACCGAUGGUCGACAUUGAUCAAUAUAUGAACGAUAGCAAGUCUCCCACCUCCGUGUCCCUGAUCGUGGGUGCUCAGAAGGGAAUGACGCGAGCCUUAUACAACAAGGCUCUCGCCGCGCCCAACCAAACGCUUCAUACCACCGGCUUCAUCGAGGGACCGUAUGCGUCACAUGCGUGCAACAUGGGUAGCUACGGCACCGCUGUGCUCUUCUCUGGCGGUGCGGGCAUCACGCAUCACAUGCUACAUGUUCGAGACCUGAUCAUCCGGGCCUCCGAAGGCCGUGUCGCCACGCAGCAAAUCUACCUGAUCUGGUCUGUUCGCAGUACGGACAACCUUGCCUGGGUACGGGAGUGGAUGGACCAAAUCCUACGGCUCCCCGGCCGUCGCGAGAUGCUCACCAUCAAACUUUUCGUCUCGAAGCCUAAGAGCAGCCGUGAGAUCGUCUCCCCGAGUGCUACGGUUCAGAUGUUCCCGGGUAGAUGCCGACCACAAGUCGUCCUCGACGAAGUCCUUCCCAACCGUGUUGGUGCCACCGUGGUCUCGGUCUGUGGGCCUGGUGCUUUUGCAGACGAGGUACGUGCCGCCGCUCGUGAGAGUAUCGGCAAGGGUGCUGUGGUGGACUUCGCCGAAGAAGCUUUUACCUGGUGA
Molecule: messenger RNA, 1884 nt
Organism: Aspergillus steynii IBT 23096
Lineage: Eukaryota; Fungi; Ascomycota; Eurotiomycetes; Eurotiales; Aspergillaceae
Product: ferric reductase family protein
Exons: 1
Coding region: 1-1884 (627 amino acids)
Biological process (GO): intracellular iron ion homeostasis; copper ion import; iron ion transport
Cellular component (GO): plasma membrane
Molecular function (GO): ferric-chelate reductase activity
Source: RefSeq, a predicted model, not a curated record